Molecule: messenger RNA, 3505 nt
Organism: Owenia fusiformis
Lineage: Eukaryota; Metazoa; Annelida; Polychaeta; Sabellida; Oweniidae
Source: the annotation of a GenBank genome assembly
UCAAUAUGGCCGCAAAGUUCUAAAAAGUUCUGUUAAAAGUUUUCAUAGCUCUAUUUUGGUGUUUUACAGUAAAAUCAAUUCAUGGUGAUGCUUCACUCCUCUAUUCUCUAAGUGCUUGAUCAAGUGCAAGCUUUGGACCAUGAUUGACGUUCUGAUAUCAUGGGUAACUACAAAUCAAGGCCAACAAUCUCAUGUGCAGAUGAGUUGAAAAAUAAGAUAAGUGAAAGCUAUGCUGUAUUGCGGUCCAAACUCAUAGAAGAUUUACGGACAAGAGAUGUAGAAUGGACUGAUUUCCAACAAGCUUGUAGCCGUAGUGAUGUCCUGAAGGUUGUAGAGCUUGCAAGUAGUGAUAAUGUAAAUGAUAAAGAUCAUGCUGGGCUAACUCCUCUGCAUCUUUGCUGCAUAACUGGAGGAUCUAAAGAUCAUGUAAGAUGUUUACUACAGAAAGGUGGGGAUGCCAAUACCCUUAGUCGCAAUGGCUUCUCUCCUUUGCACAUUGCUUGUUAUAAGGGUGAUGUAGAGUUAAUUUGUGCCUUGCUUGAUGGAGGUGGCAAUGUGCAACAUUUUGGUUACCAUGAAGUAGCAGGUCUUCAUAUAGCCUCUAUGUGUGGGCAUGAAGAGGGUGUUGAGCUGCUCAUCUCUAGACAAUCAGAUGUUAAUAGCCAAGAUGUAGUCAAGUUCUCUCCACUUCAUAUUGCAUGCUACUUUGGCCAUGAAAAGGUUGUGGAGACAUUGAUUAAAGAUGGUGCUGAGAUAGACCUGGCAGGCAGCGUCGAUGACAAACCCCUACAUCUGUCUGCCUCUAAAGGUUACCUGAAGAUAACUCAAUUACUUGUGGAAGGGAUAGGUGACAAUAGAGCAGAUGUGAACUGUGUUGAUAAGGAGCAGCAUACACCUUUACACUUUGCUUGUAAGGGAGGCUACUUGGCAAUAAUAACCUACCUCCUACAACAUGAUGCAGACCAUAGACUCACUAAUAUAUAUGGGGACACUCCAUUGCAUUUAGCAUGUUACCAUGGUAAACUGGAGGCUGUGAAGACACUCAUCUCCCAGACUGGAGACACGUGUUUAAAUAUGGAAAACAUAUUCAGCGAAACACCGCUACAUAGUGCUUGUACAUAUGGACGAAGUGUGGAUCUAGUCAAAUACCUUUUGGAACAGGAUGCAGUGGAUAUGAACUAUCAGGGAAUGGAUGGGCACACAGCAUUACACAGUGCCUGUUACCAUGGUCACUCAUGGAUAGUUCAGCUGCUUUUGGACCAUGGAGUGGACAUGAAUCUUAUCGCACUUUCCAGUGACCAAAAUGGUGGCUCGGAAAAGAAGGAAGAGCAAACCUGUCUCAUGUGGGCAUAUGAACGAGGUCAUGAUGCCAUAGUAACACUGCUGAAGCACUAUAAGAGACCGCAGGAUGAGAGUGCAUGUGGGGACUACUCACAACCAGGGAGUGAGGGCUCAUAUGUAUCGGUGCCAUCACCCCUAGGAAAACUACGCAGUAUGACAAGGGAGAAAAUAGACGUUCUUCACCUUCGUGCCAAUAUCCCACACAAUCUGCAAGUGUUGUUUACAGACAUUGAGCUCAUGGAACCUAUUGGCAGUGGCUCAUUUGGCUGUGUGCAUAAAGGAAAAUUCAGGGGGAAAAUUUGUGCUGUAAAAAGAUAUCGUGCCAGUACAUUUGGUGCCAAGUCAGAUGUUGAUAUGUUCUGUAGAGAAGUCUCAAUUCUGUCCCAGUUACAUAGUUCAUAUGUGAUCAAGUUUGUAGCGGCUGUACUUGAUGACCCUAGUCAAUUUGCCAUCAUUACUGAGUUUGUCUCUGGUGGCUCCCUCUUCAGUAUACUACAUGAGCAGAAAAGGCUCAUUGAUUUGCAUUCCAAGCUGACUAUAUCACUAGAUGUUGCCAAAGGAAUGGACUACUUACACACCCUACCACAGCCGAUUAUACACAGAGACCUUAACAGUCAUAAUAUUUUACUCACAGAGAAUGGCCAUGCUGUAGUGGCAGACUUUGGAGAGUCCAGAUUUCUUAGCUCAAGAGAAGGAAUGGUCCAAGAUGACAAUAUGACCAAACAACCUGGGAAUUUGCGUUGGAUGGCUCCUGAGAUUUUUACACAGUGUACCAAAUAUAGUAUCAAGGCUGAUAUGUUUAGCUAUGCCUUAUGUAUCUGGGAACUUCUAGCAGGAGAGCUGCCAUUUGCUCAUCUCAAGCCAGCGGCAGCAGCGGCAGAGAUGGCAUAUAGGAACACCAGACCUCCUAUAGCAAUAACCUUUCCUAAACCAAUCAUAAGCCUGUUGCAGAAAGCUUGGCAUGCAAAUCCAGAGGACCGUCCAGAGUUUAGUAGCAGUAUCCCUAUAUUGGAGAUGUGUAAGGAAUCUCAAGCUGUGGCAAUGCUUAGUAAUUCAGCACAGAUGGAGACGUUUACAAUAAGUACUUCCCAUUGUGCACCAGAGGAGGAUGAAGAAGAGGAUGAUGGGAGAUCCACACCUCCUUUGGCAGGACACGUGUCUGCCAUGCGUACACGUUGGGAGCUAGAAGCUUCGAAGAACAGUGGGGUUCCGGUUGAUGAGUUGAGACGAAGGAUCCCUUACUUACAGCUAGACAAAAAUGGCUAUGUAUCGGACCCCUUAAGCACACUACGAAUGCCUUUAAUGCCGAGUGGAUCCAUACCAGAACCACCUCCACUACCUUCAUCACCAACAUCUUUGAAUCUUGCAGUGUCAGAAUUACUUCAGGAAAAGACAAAAUUCCCGGAGGAGAAAUGAGACCUCUUAUGGGAGAAGUGCAAUAUUGAACAAUAGAAACAUCACUUAUACUCCUAUACAUGUAAAUGGAAUCUCUGUUUUAUAGCUCAUGAAGUCUUGGGCUGUUGUAUGGGCAGCGAUUGGCAGCAACGAGACAAGAAAACCUCAUCCAUUUAAGAUUUAACACAAAUUUCUUGAAAAUACAAGAGUAAAUCUGUUGUACAGUCAUCUUGAAUUUUCUAGAUAUUUCUCAAUACAUCUUAAAAUCAUAAAACUUUAGAUACUUUUGAUCGUUCAGAAUUGUAUAGCUUUUAGAGGGCAUCAAAUACUAAAGUUGGGUAACUUUUUACCUUGUUUAUCUUGACUAAUAUCGCAAUUUCUUGACAUCUUGAAACUAUUAAAGGAUUCAUUUCAAAUUGAUUGAGGAUACUUUGCACAAAGGUAUUUAGACCUGAUUACAAGACGUGGGGUCGUGCUGCAAAUUCUACUCCUCAACUGCGAUAUUUAUACGAAUUAUCACCAUAUAUUGGCUCACAUUUUUUACUUGAUAUUUUAUAAUUUAUGUAAUUGUAGAGUUUUGCUACUUUGUGCAAUAAUGUUUGAUUAAUAAAACAAAAAAUAUUGAUAAUGAAUGUUCAAAAAGGCUGUUGGGUUUCACUUUUACUUGCUAGGGAUUCAACAAUUUAUUGUACAAUAAUUCAGUUAUUGUAACUUAGGGUAUAUUGUAUAAUUUUGCUGUAUAAUAUUGCAGAAACAAAUUAAACUGGAG